Molecule: messenger RNA, 1899 nt
Organism: Ceratotherium simum simum (southern white rhinoceros)
Lineage: Eukaryota; Metazoa; Chordata; Mammalia; Perissodactyla; Rhinocerotidae
Source: RefSeq, a predicted model, not a curated record
CCUCACAGGUGUGUUUGUCUCGUCCCCUGCAGAAUGUGCGCAUUGACCCCAGUAGCAUGUCCUUCAACAUGUGGAAGGAGAUCCCCGUCCCCUUCUACCUGUCCGUCUACUUCUUCAACGUCCUCAACCCCGACGAGAUCCUCCAGGGCAAGAAGCCGCAGGUGCAGGAGCGCGGGCCCUACGUGUACAGGGAGUUCCGGCACAAGAGCAACAUCAGCUUCAACGACAACGACACGGUGUCCUUCCUCGAGUACCGCAGGUACCAGUUCCAGCCCGACAAGUCCUGCGGCCUGGAGAGCGACUACAUCGUCAUCCCCAACAUCCUGGUCAUGAGCGCGGCAGUGAUGAUGGAAGACAGGCCCCUGAGCCUGAAGCUGAUGAUGACCUUGGCCUUCACCACCCUCGGCGAGCGCGCCUUCAUGAACCGCACCGUCGGCGAGAUCAUGUGGGGCUACGACGACCCCCUCAUGGACCUCAUCAAUACCUACCUGCCAAACUUGUUUCCCUUCAAGGGCAAGUUCGGGCUAUUUGCCGAGCUCAACAACUCCGACUCCGGGCUCUUCACCGUGUUCACGGGGGUCAAGGACUUCAGCAGGAUCCACCUGGUGGACAAGUGGAACGGACUCAGCAAGGUGAGCUUCUGGCACUCGGAUCAGUGCAACAUGAUUAACGGAACUUCGGGGCAGAUGUGGGCGCCCUUCAUGACGCCCGAGUCCUCGCUGGAGUUCUACAGCCCCGACGCCUGCCGGUCCAUGAAGCUGAUCUACAAGGAGUCGGGGGAGUUCGAGGGCAUCCCCACCUAUCGCUUUGUGGCCCCUGACACCUUAUUUGCCAACGGCUCCGUCUACCCGCCCAACGAGGGCUUCUGCCCGUGCCGGGAGUCCGGAAUCCUGAACGUCAGCACGUGCAGGUUCAGUGCGCCCUUGUUUCUCUCCCAUCCUCACUUCUACAACGCCGACCCGGUCCUGGUAGAGGCGGUGCUUGGCCUCCAGCCUAACCAAGAGGAGCAUUCCUUGUUCCUGGACAUUCACCCGGUCACGGGGAUCCCCAUGAACUGCUCGGUGAAGCUGCAACUCAGCCUGUACAUGAAGGCCAUCAGCGGCAUCGGACAAACCGGGAAGAUCGCGCCGGUGGUCAUGCCGCUGCUGUGGUUUGGAGAGAGCGGGGAGAUGGAGGGUGCCACCCUCCGGUCCUUCUACAACCAGCUGGUGUUGAUGCCCACGGUGCUGCACUACGCCCAGUAUGUCCUCCUCGCCCUGGGCUGCAUCCUGCUGCUCGUCCCCAUCGUCCUCCAGAUCCGGAGCCAAGAGAAAUGCUAUUUAUUUUGGAGUGCUAGUAAAAAGGGCUCGAAGGAUAAGGAGGCCGUCCAGGCCUAUUCUGAAACCCUGAUGACAUCAGCCCCCAAGGGCGCUGUGCUCCAUGAAGCAAGACUGUAGGGUCCCGAAGACGCCAUGUGCCAGCCCAGCCUGGCCGCUCAGCCAGACCCGUUCCCCGGCCCCUGCACCCCGCUGCUUCAGGACUCUCUCAGCGGACAGCCCACCAGCCCCCCAGUCUGAGCCCCCACUGCCACACGCACGUCCCCACAGUGCACCCCCCCGGCACGUGGACACACGCCUGCACAGGUGUGUGCCGGCACUCAGGGAUGGAGCUGCUGCUGAGAGGACUCGGGGAGACGCUCGUCAACAAGGACUGUUCUGGAACCUUCUCUCCAAGUGACCCACAGGCAGCGCCACAGUGCUGUGGGCAUCGGGUCCCCUCCCUUGGGUGGGCUCUUGACAACUCACGCCACCCCUCCCCGGUCGUCCUCUCCAUCAGUCUCAAAACAGUGCAGCCCCUCCUGGUGGCCCCUACGGGGACCGGGCUUCACCGCGAGGGCCAGCCACUGUCCCGACGUCCCAC